Molecule: messenger RNA, 4732 nt
Organism: Catharus ustulatus (Swainson's thrush)
Lineage: Eukaryota; Metazoa; Chordata; Aves; Passeriformes; Turdidae
Gene: GGT5
Product: gamma-glutamyltransferase 5
Exons: 12
Coding region: 149-1822 (557 amino acids)
Biological process (GO): inflammatory response; leukotriene D4 biosynthetic process; glutathione catabolic process
Cellular component (GO): plasma membrane
Molecular function (GO): glutathione gamma-glutamate hydrolase; leukotriene-C(4) hydrolase activity
Source: RefSeq, a predicted model, not a curated record
GUCAGCAAGGAUGUAAUGGCUGGGGGCAGAGCCCACUGCGGUGGGACCUCCCUCCCAAAACUGCCGGGAUAAAUCCACUUCCCCAGCAGGCAGGCGCCUCCCCGAGAGCCCUGCGAGCCUCCAGCUGCUCGGAGCCGCGGGAAUAGCCAUGUCCACGGGGAAGGUGUGCUGCCUGGUGCUGCUGAGCCUGGCCGUGCUGGCAGUGGCGGUGACCCUCGUGGUCAUCCUGAGGCAGCCCAGGUGCGCUCCCCAGCAGUACCUGCACGGUGCCGUGGCUGCCGACACCGAGACGUGCUCCCUGGUGGGCCGGAACAUCCUGAAAAGUGGAGGCACAGCUGUGGAUGCUGCCAUUGCUGGUUUGAUCUGCACUUCAGUGAUGAACCCUCAGAGCUCAGGCCUGGGUGGUGGGGUUGUAUUCACCAUCUAUAAUGCCAGCACAGGAGCAGUCGAGGUGAUCAACGCCCGUGAGACAGUCCCACGAGUGUUUCCUGAUAAUUUAUUGUCUGGCUGCAAUAAUGGUUCGCAUUUAGAUGCCCGCUGGAUUGGCGUGCCUGGAGAACUCCGUGGCUAUGAGGAAGCCCAUAAGCGACACGGCCGCUUACCCUGGAAAGCCCUGUUUGAACCAACCAUCAAGCUUCUUUCAGAGCCACUUACCAUUUCCCCAGUUCUGCACAGAAUCCUCCAUCACCCACUCUUCUCUCGUCCAGGGGAAAGGCUGUGCCCACUGCUGUGUGAUGGUCAAAGGUUUCUGAGGCAAGGCGAGACCUUCCAGUGGCAAGCGCUGAAACAAACACUGCAAACUGUGGCAGAACAGGGAGCUGCAGCGUUUUAUGAGGGAGAGAUAGGAAGGACCCUGGUGCAGGACAUCAGAGAGGCUGGGUCCAAUCUCACACUGGAGGACCUUCGAGCAUACAAAGCAGAGGUAUCCUCAGCUCUGAACAUCACCCUGAACAACCACACCAAGGUAUUUGCUCCAGGACCACCCAUGGGAGGCGCAGUGCUCAUGUUCAUCCUCAAGGUAUUGGAAGAAUAUAAAUUCCAUAGUGGAUCACUGGCAACACCUGAGGAGAAGGUACAAACCUAUCACUACAUUGCAGAGGCCCUGAAGUUUGGCAACAUGCUAAGACCCCACAUGAGAGACCCAGCCUUCUCUGAAGCUCAGGUGCCUCUGGGGACCCUGUUGUCUGACCAGUUCGCUGAGUUUGUGAGGAAGAAGAUAGACAAUCAUGGUAACCACUCAAUCAGCCACUAUAGCCUGAUGGAGUCCCUCUACAAUGACAAAUACAGAAGUAUGGGCACGAGCCACAUCUCUGUGCUGGCUGCAGACAGCAGCGCCGUGUCUGCCACCAGCACCAUCAACUACCCGUUUGGUUCCUUUGUGUAUUCUCGCAGAACUGGGAUCAUUUUAAAUAAUGAACUUGCUGAUUUCUGCAUAGCAAACAGAAGCAUUAAAGCAGGAGAAAAGCCUACCUCAGCAAUGGUGCCUUCCAUCCUCAUCUCCAAGUCAGGAGACAUGCUGGUGAUUGGAGGAGCUGGGGGGGGCUGGAUUAUCAGUGCUACCACCAUGGGGAUUAUAAACAAGCUGUGGUUUGGCUAUGACUUGGAACACGCCAUUUCAGCUCCUGUCAUGCACACCCGGGGUGACAGUGUCCUAUUUGAGGAGUCUUUCAGCAAGGAGGUUAAGACUGGCCUGCUGGGAAGAGGACAUAAAGAAAAGAAAGAUGCACUUGUAAUGAAUGUUGUACAGGGAAUUUCCAAGGAAGGAAAAUGCAUCUCUGCUUACUCUGAUAAAAGGAAGCUGGGGAAAUCGGCUGGAUAUUAGUGUGAAAUGCCAUCACUAUUCACAAAGCCACAGGAGAUUCAGAACAUGCUUUGCUUGGACGUGCCCAUAAUUUCCUGUUCCCAUCAGGAUCUCUCCUGGAGCAUGGGCACAGACUGUGGUUACAUCUAAUUCCAGUAGACUGCAGGUCACCCUCAGGCAAUACAAGGAGAGGUCAGCCAACCUUGUUUAGAGCUACACCUUUCAUUACUUAUGUGAUACACAGAGAACAUAUUGAGCACAUCAGUUACUCAGAAUGAGAGAAUACAAAGUGUGGAAGGAAAAUUGGUCCAAACCCCACUGAGAACACUGUGAAAUAGCCCAGCUGUAUCCUCCAUUCCUGAUGGAGUCUUGGUUUCUUUCACGCUGCUCCACAAUGAGCUUAUUGCUGGGGCUCAGCAAUGUGAAAUACACAACUAUUUUAGCUAUGAAAAGGCAUCUAUAGGAUCAGGAUUUUAAAAUCUGAAGCAUUCAGACUUAGAGCAUGGAUUUGGAAAGGGAAGAGAUCAAAAUUCCACACUCUCCUUCUGUUUCCUCAUCCAAAGAAGCCCAGCUUUUCCCCAGGAUGGCAGAUAUGGCACAGGUGCUGCCCUGCCUGCUGCUCUCAGCCUUGGGGGUACAAAGGACCCCACAGGCUCAGGGCAAGUGCACCAACAUUUCCCCAGCCCUGCACACAGUGACUCUGAGAAUAGCCUCCCAUGGGGGCAUGUGAUUUCCCUGCUCCUGGGACAAACUGGCUUCAGGCUUCCCUGGAGGUGCCUCUCCUCUCCCUGUGGUGAGAUGGGUCCCAGGCUGUGCCAGUUCUCCCUCCUCAACACUGGUACAUCAGUCUUUGGGAAGGCAGGUCAGGAAGGCAGCAGAAAUGUUGUUUUUGGAAACGUUAGAACUUUCUUCAAAUUGCAAAGUAUAUGUGAUCAGGAGAUGUCAUUUGUAGCCCUGAGCUCAGCCUGGCCAGGUAAACACGAGGACUGCUGAGAAGUGAAGCAGCACUAUUGGGCAUUAGCAGAAUUCUCCCAUAUCCUACAUGCUCCAAAUCCCUGUUUACCACAGCUUGUCUCUAGUGCUCUCUUCAGACCACAAGGAGUGCAUUGUAGGACUCGAAGAACUAUCACAGAAAGAGAAAAUUUAGAAGAGACAUGAACGCAAAAUGUCCUGGAAUUUGUACCUGGAUGCAAAAGGUCUUUUGCAGUUAAUCCAUAAUUUUGCCCUGCUCAAAAUGGCCAAGAGAAUAAAACAUUUAGGAAAGUAAAACUUAAAACCCACAAAACCCCCAAAGCUCUUCAAAUAUGCAGGGUCAAAUUCCCAGAAUCCUCAAAAAUUCUAUUUUCUGGAAGCUUCUGAGCCUGACUGCCCCAUGGGCACAGUGUUGUGUGUGUGUCUGAAAGAAAGAAACCAGAGCCAGGCACUAGCAGAGCCCUCCCCCUCACACACAGAGCCCAUGGGACUCCUAGUUCUCCAACAAAUAGAAUCCCUCUGUAAAUAUCAUAACAAGCACACACUGUUAAAAAGCAUAAAUUAAAACAAGGCCAGCUAGAUUUGAAGCCAAUGUUUUUACCCACAACGCCUGUCCAAUAAAGCCAUCAAUCUACUGAAAUCUCAGCCUUCACUUGCAGUUUAGUGAUGGUCCGAGUGAAGCUGAGCAGAGCCAGACGUGGUUUCCUUUCAGAAGUUGUACGCCAAGGAUUGUAGCACUGGCCCCUGCUGUUCCAGUGAGUGAUUGCUGAUUUACCAGCACUUAAUCAUGCAGCUGGAAAUCAAAUUUCUCAUGGAUGGAGCCACCUCCACGCACUGCCCCGCUCCCUCCUUGUCCAAGUGGAAUUCAUCUUGAGUUCCCCAGUUCAGGAAGAACUGCUGGUUUCUCCAUCAGAGCUGCUCACGCACACCGUGGAAGUGGCCUGGCAUCCUGUGAGCAGCAUCACAGUGCUGGUGAAUGGGAAAGGAAACAGCCCCAAAAGCUGAUGAGGGGCGCUUUUUGUGUUCACUUGGAAGGGCUUACAUUGACUAUGACUACCAGAGAAAGAAAAUCUAUGUAAUUUGCUGAAGUUUUCUACCUUGAUUAACUCCCUUGCCCAGCUAGCAGUUCCUGGGUGCAUCAGCUCUGGUGUCAGAAAUAGCACCCGACACAGCUGUGCAGGGGAAGCACUGACAGGAGCCAGACACCAUCUGCAGCACAGACCAGACUGGAUGCUGGCUCUGGCAAGAUCUGUAGCUAUUUCCAGCUAACCCCACAGAGCCGAGUUUACGAUCAGCAACUGAGAGUGGCACUGGCUGGAGACAGGAGGAGCACUCCUGGCUUCUCUGUUGGGCUUCAGGGCCACCUUCAGCAGUGCUCUGGUCCCUCUCUAUCAUGUUUCAUUACAGAAAACUCAAGUCACCAAGUAACUAAGUCUUCCAAUACCUCUGCUUCUGACACACCUUAGGGUGAAGCACUCCAGCCUAUCACCUUUCCUCACAGCUACUUCCCACCACUAGGACACAGGAAUAUUAUCUUUAGUCCAGUACUCACUGCAGUUUAACUGCUUUGCUAUUAACUUUGCAAGUGAGCCAGUGAAGUUUAAAAACCAUCACAGAUUUAAAUUGCAAGACAGAAGGGAAUGGGAAUGCAGAUCUCUCAGUGCCACAGAGACUUCCAGGCCUGCAGUCCUUCCUAGCAGGAUACCUGGUGAAGCUGAGAUUGUACCUGCUUUGGCAUCUCUGCUCUUACCCUGCCAUAUCCUCAGUGCUGCUGAAAUCUGCUUGGGUCAAGAGCCUCUCAGUUUGGUCUCCACAUUCCUGCUCCUCCCAACAAGAGAGCAUUAUUUUUGUACUGAAAUCAAUUUAUAUGGACUUCUAAAGCAUCAUUGUACAGAAGCUGCUUUAUUUUCUAAUGAAAUCUUUAAAUUAUACUUUUAAUAAAGUGUUUUUAAACCUGUC